Messenger RNA from Funneliformis geosporum, 2052 nucleotides. The record is from the annotation of a GenBank genome assembly. Lineage: Eukaryota; Fungi; Glomeromycota; Glomeromycetes; Glomerales; Glomeraceae.
AUGGUUCAUCGUGAUGUUCGUAAUCCUAUGUUGUUCGAAAUUGCUUGGGAAGUUGCGAAUAAAGUUGGCGGAAUUUAUACUGUGAUAAGAUCCAAGGCACCAGUGACAGUCCAUGAAUUCGGUGAACGGUACACUCUCAUUGGUCCAUUGUUCUACAAAACUGCUGCCGCUGAAGUUGAACCUGAAGAGGUGACCAAUCCAUUUAUGAAGGAUAUCCUUGAAGAAAUGUCCCGUCAAGGAAUUCGAUGGUUGUAUGGAAGAUGGUUAAUCGAAGGUGCCCCUCAAGUCCUCCUCUUGGAUACUGGUUCAAUUUCAUCAAGGUUGGACGAUUGGAAAGCUGACAUAUGGAAGUUUGUCGCCCGUGAAAAAAGUAAAGCUGUGAUAGCGCAUUUUCACGAGUGGUUGGCCGGUGUUGGAAUUCCCCUUUUAAGAAAACGGCACGUAGAUUUGACAACCAUAUUUACCACCCAUGCGACUUUACUCGGUCGUUAUUUAUGUGCCGGUUCUGUGGAUUUUUACAACAACAUUCAAAAUUUUGUUGUCGAUGAAGAAGCUGGGAAACGUGGGAUAUAUCAUCGGUAUUGCAUCGAACGCGCCGCAGCUCACUGCUCUGACGUGUUCACUACCGUCAGCCAAAUAACCGCUUACGAGGCUGAACACUUAUUACAGAGAAAACCAGGUGGGUUUACACUCCUUUACGAUAUUCACGGUGUUCUUCCAAAUGGGUUAAAUGCUGUCAAGUUUUCGGCGAUGCAUGAAUUCCAGAAUUUACAUGCGAGAAAUAAAGAGAAGAUUCAUAAUUUUGUUCGAGGACAUUUUUAUGGGCAUUUCGAUUUCGAUCUGGACAAUACAUUAUACUUCUUUACAGCCGGUCGUUACGAAUUCAGAAAUAAAGGUGUCGAUAUGUUCAUCGAGUCAUUGGCGCGUUUAAAUAGUCGUCUAAAAGCCUGCAACUCGCCCAUGACUGUGGUGGCAUUCAUAAUCAUGCCCGCUGCUACACAGUCUUUUGCGGUAGAAGCCUUGAAAGGUCAAGCCGUCACAAAACAGUUAAAAGAGACCGUGAAAGAUAUCACGGAAAAGAUUGGGCAGAGAAUAUUUGAAAAGGCCGCUCGAUACACGGGCGGUGGUGAUAUUGUGAGCGCGGUGAUGGAACAGAACGAAUUGCUAACUAAUGAGGAUAGAGUGCUCUUGAAGCGACGUGUCAUCGCCCUAAAACGCGGAGGAUGGCCACCGAUAGUGACACACAAUAUGGUAGACGAUUCAUCGGAUCCCAUUUUGAACGCUAUUCGUAAUGUGCGACUACUAAACGGUCCAGAUGAUCGAGUGAAGGUCAUAUUUCAUCCGGAAUUUAUGAGUUCCAAUAAUCCAUUAAUCGGAUUGGAUUACGAAGAUUUUGUUCGUGGAUGUCAUCUUGGUGUCUUCCCAAGUUAUUAUGAACCCUGGGGUUACACGCCCGCGGAAUGCACUGUUAUGGGAGUACCUUCGAUUACGACAAACCUUUCAGGAUUUGGUGGCUUCAUGGAGGAGAUACUUGAAACUUCAUCUGAUUACGGUAUCUAUGUUGUGGAUCGUCGUAUGAAAUCAGCUGACGAAUCAAUAAAUCAAUUAGCCGAUCACAUGUUACAGUUUUGUCAAAAAUCUCGGCGUCAAAGGAUUAAUCAGCGUAAUAGAACCGAAAGGUUAUCAGAUCUAUUGGAUUGGAAAAUUAUGGGCAUGGAGUACGUCAGAGCAAGAAAAUUGGCUUUACAUAGAGCUUACCCCGAUUCAUUUGUUGGAUCCGAAAUUGAAAGUCACAGAAAAGUUAAAAUUCCAAAGCCCUUAUCGGCACCCGGAUCUCCUAGAAUUAAAGGAAGUGGUAUCUCUGAUGAAGAAAUUACGGAAGGAAUGCACAAUUUAGGGUUUAGAAUCCCCGGCCAAACCGAUGAUGAGGAUGAUGAGGUUAACAAAGAAAACUUUUUCCUGUAUCCGUUCCCACUUGAGAUUCGUCGAAGCUCGGAUCCAAAACGCGACUUACUAAGCGAAGGAGAUGUUAGUAUUUUGAAAACAACAUAG